Aricia agestis (brown argus) is the source of this 1411-nucleotide messenger RNA. Its product is annotated as homeobox protein MSX-1-like. Bases 162 to 962 code for a protein of 266 amino acids. The transcript has 3 exons. NCBI's taxonomy places the organism in Eukaryota, Metazoa, Arthropoda, Insecta, Lepidoptera, Lycaenidae. The record is from RefSeq and is a predicted model, not a curated record. Gene Ontology annotation, molecular function: RNA polymerase II transcription regulatory region sequence-specific DNA binding; DNA-binding transcription factor activity, RNA polymerase II-specific. Gene Ontology annotation, biological process: regulation of transcription by RNA polymerase II; embryonic morphogenesis. Gene Ontology annotation, cellular component: nucleus.
CUAGCGCGAUUUCCACCGCGCCUAAACGCGCCCGCGUGUGCAGUGACUGUGCAUGACGAGUACUCAUUAGCCGACGAUUUGUUUCGUGUCAGCUAUGCCAAUAAAUCGCCGAAUCUAGGAAUGGCAUGUGAUCCGCCAGACUGCGCUAGUUAUGUGCUGAGAUGAAGACGACGCUGGACGAGCGAUCCGAGCCCGCCGAGAGUGGGAAGGGCCGGAUAUCCUUCAGCGUGGACUCGCUGUUGGGCAGCAAGGAUGCGCCCAGGGACACUCCUGAUGCUGUCUCCAACGAGGGGGAGAGUGUAGUGGAGUCUGAUGAGAGCGACGUUGACAUUGAGGAUGUAGAGUCCAACGGGGAUGAGAGAGAUGAGAGAGAUGAAAGAGAAGCGGAGGAGGUUGAGAGUAGAGGCGUGGUGGUCCCUCAACCGCUUCUGCCGAGGUUGUACCAGGGUCACCCGCCGUCGUGGCCCUUCGGAGCCUUCCCCUGGAUGGCGCCCAACCCCAUGUUCAGAGCUGGAUCGCCUAAUACCAGCGUGCCGAGUGGUCCGCCGGUGGUGCGAUGCCAGCUCCGCAAGCACAAGCCCAAUCGCAAGCCGCGGACACCGUUUACCACCCAGCAGCUAUUAGCCCUGGAGAAGAAAUUCAGAGACAAACAGUACCUGAGCAUCGCGGAGAGGGCGGAGUUCUCGUCGUCGCUGCGACUCACUGAGACGCAGGUAAAAAUAUGGUUCCAAAACCGUCGCGCGAAAGCGAAACGCCUCCAAGAAGCCGAGAUCGAGAAACUACGGCUGUCAGCUCGACCGCUGCUGCCGCCAUCCUUCGCGCUCUUCGGCGGUGGAGGAGCACCACCGUUGUUCGCAGCGAUGGCGGCAGCAACGCGGCCGCAGCUGAGCUUCCUCGGCGGCCCCCCGACGCACCAGCAUGCAAUCAACAUGAACAUACUCAACUCGCUCCAGCCGCAUUGACGGCCGGAGCCGGCGCGCGAGACGCCAUCUUAGAAAAUGGCUGACAUUUCAAGUUUUUGCGCCCCAUUGUUAGCUUUCGAACGGUUUUUCCCCGUUGAACUGUGUUUUAGUGCCAGUGCUGUAUAUAGCUCAAGUGAUAAGACGUUUUUGUUUCAACAAAUUAUGAGUAAGUGCAAUUCUAAAUAUAUUGAUAGACGAUAAAUGUUGUAUAUAAAUUUAAAAUUACUAUUGGCCCUUCUGAAAUUUUCUGAUAGGGGUUUAUCUAUUCAACCGAGUUAUCGAUUGAUUAAUAUUGAUAUCAAUAAGGAGCGUUAGUCAAUGGAUGAACUCCUGCCGGAAAUCUUUAGAAACUGGUCGUAUUUGGAGAUACAAGAUAUGACACGUGCUGAUUCGGUUCGAAUGACAUAACACGUUUAUUUAUUUAUUUUAACGUAAACAAUACUUUUUAU